UUCUAAACGCUCCGUUUCAUUUAUUUGGCUACCGUUUGGUUUGUCUAAGGAUUGGGCUUAAGUUUUCGUUUUCGGCCCCGCGACCACCUUGCUAUGCGCUAACCGUAAUCUGUGGGGAUGAAAACUGUGUGUUCUUCGUUACUCUUCAUUCGGGGAGACGGUGACGAUCGAGUGUCCUCGAUGUUUCUGUAACAGAUCACGUUAUGAUUUCUACGUCUUUAAUCUCAUUAAUCAUAUGCACACUACGAGUUCUUCAGUUUGUUGUUUCCAUCAGCGAUAUAAAUGGGUUAGUAUGUCUCUGGAAAUCGCGAUCUCUUCAUCUCUCUCACGCUCAUCUCUUAUAAUCAACUGACAGCCGAGCAGAUGGCCGAGUUCAAGGAAGCCAUUAGCCUCUUCGACAAAGACGACGAUGGUUAAAUUAUCUUUCUCAGUUUCUUUUAUCUGUAGAAUUUUACAUUUUCUAAAUCUCGCUUUGAUCGAUGUCGAUAAUCUUUAUCGCUUCAGAUUCGCCCUAUUCUGAUAUGCUGUGUUUGAUUUUUGUUUUUUUCUUCAGUGACUGUUGUUUUGUUUGUUCGAUUUGUUCGCUUGGAUCUGGAUUUUUUUUUUUCGUUUCAUACAUGUUGGUCUUUGAAUCUUUAUUCGAUCUGUAGAAGCGUCAAUGUGUUUGCGUGAUCAAAUGAGACAGAGAUCUCAGUGAUUUAAAAUGUAUUGCUCUCUUGAUUGUGGUUUCCACAGGUUGCACCACUACCAAAGAGCUGGGAACUGUUAUGCGUUCUCUAGGACAAAACACAACAGAGGCCGAGCUACAAGACGUGUGAUCAACGAGUCGACGCAGAUGGAAACGGCACCAUCGACUUAAUCUCACAAUGAGGGACAUGGCGAAAGAAAAUGACAAGCUCCAUGAUGAAUUUGCAUCUACUUUCUCCACAUCGGAUGUCAAUGACUCGCUGAUGCAAGACCGUGAGAACAAAGAAGCAACAUAUGCUAUAGUGGAGACUUCAAUGAAGCAGGUCACGUUAUUGCAAGAGAAACAUGGACAAGCUGUAUCAAACAUUAGAGACAAAGCAGAACAGUCUCUCAUAAAAGACUAUCAGCUUGAUCAGCGCAACAACGAGACGCCAAAAAAACUAGCUAUAAUCGUGCCGAGCUUGGCGUCGAUUGAGGAGAUGAGGACUUUGUUUCCGAAUAAUAUUCUGAGUGAAGAUGCCUCAAGCAUGGAGAAGAGAUCAGCUAAACAUGGACAAGACGAAGCUAACAACAAAACUCCAUUCUUGGAAGUGAACAUAUGAUUAUUGAUUAGAUAAAAGAGGUGCCCGCUCUGGCAGUUGAGUUCAUCAACUGGCUGAGUUUAGCAGAGUAUGAGUGUGUAAAGAUGACAUGCGACUGUAGUACGCAAGCUUAUUUUGUUCUGGAUUAGCUUGUUGCCUACCGGUUAAAUUUGGUUAAUCUUCUCAUUUGAAUAAACCAAAUAUGAAAAAGAAAAGUAAAUAGAGAGACAAACAAAAAAAACAGCCGAGACUUUGUUUGCUCCUCAAAAAAAUAAAAAUAAAGUCAAAGUAAGCACAUCUAUGUGAACUACCACUUACUUUGCUUUGAUGUGCUCAUCUUUGACUUUGAAUAUACAACUAUACUUCAUUGAUCGUCUCCAUUUUUAAUAAUCAUCGUUCUUUGAAUAUACAACUAUACUUCAUUGAUCGUCUCCAUUUUUAAUAAUCAUCGUUCAUCACAUUCACAUCCUAGCCAUUGACCCUAUGGAAUCGUUCUUACUGAUAUUAUCUUGACAUAAUAUGACCAAUGACAAUAUAAUAUGGCCUAACGUAGUAACAAUAGUUAUAUCUUAUUAUUCACAGCCAUGAAAUAAAGCAUCUAGACUCUACACAAGCUCCACCCAAGAAAUCAUAUGAAAUAUGAAUGCCAUAUACCAUGUCAUGGACUAUGAGAAUAUGGAAAGGUAGGCAUUUAAGUUUAUUUAUAUGAAAAAUGAAAAACAUGAAACAAUGUCUAGAGUGAUUAACCCAAGAACAACUUAAUUAUGUAAAUAUGUUUAUUUUUAAAUAAUAAAAAAUUUAUAUUAAAAAUUUAUUCUAACUAUUUAAAUUAGCUUUUAUUAUUCAUCCCGUCCGUAAGGUUCUUAAAAAGUAAAAUUAACAGAAUUUCCACACUCAUAUAAUUUGGAUAAGAUCGUAAUCCAAACUUAAUAAUUGAACUGAAUAGCGAUAGACGGAUACUUGCACGCACGCAAGUUACGCGUGAAGCAGUGUUUACGGGAAUUGAUUGUUAAAUAGUUUGAAGUUGUUUAACCAAUAGCGUUUUCAUGAAUUAUUUAUUUUGAAACAAACCUUCUGUUAUCCCACUUUUGGCAUAAACUCAAUACACACUUCUAUAUAUAUAAAAGAGUGUUUCCUUCACUCAUAGGCUGUCCACGUAAGCGGACAAGUCACUAAUUCGUGCGAUGUCGUGCUGACACUUGUCCCCGAACAAAAAUGCGUUGUUUCAUUUAAGUUUGUUAUGGCGUGGGCUUUUGAUCGUAAAGUUUCCGUCUAUGCUAUUAGGCUUAAUUCAGAGUGUGUUGUCGGCCCAAUCAGACAAUACUUCUCGCAAACCCUAAUCCACCGUAUACGUGAAAACAUGUUUGUUCUUCGUUUCUGUUUGUUCGGCGGCGACGGUGACGAUCGAGUUUCCUUGCUGUCUCGAAACGGAUUGCGUUAUGGAUUCUAUGUGUUUAAUCCCAUUAAAAACGUUGAUGAUCUAGCUUCCUCAUGGUUUAUGAAACGGAUUGUGUCGGUAAGGCGGUGAGCUUUUCGGUAUAAAUAUAUCAGCAUUUCUCUUCUGGAAAUCGUGUUCUCUUCAUUCAUCUUCUAUUCAUAAGGCGUGGGAAGGUUUCACGACGACCGCUGAUCUGAUUGCUAAGCAGUAGAUUUGGGCUGCGGUUGAUCCUUACACCAAGAGCGAAUUUUGUUUUGUCUUAUGUUAUUGUUGUUUCAGAAUGAAUGUUGUAUGCCGCCAGAAAUUAUAAACCAUUUGAUUCUUGAUUUUCUCAAUACAUGCUAGAUUGAAGCCUGUUUGUCUGAAUAUUUUUGUUCUAACUUUCCCAAAGAGUUUCUGAUUCAGAAAAUGGAGACUUUAAAGAGUACAAAGAGCAUGCUGAUAAUUUCAUGAAGAUUACCAACCUUCUCCAAGACGAGAUUUAAACACCUUCUAGCUUCUUUAUAAGGUUUGGUCUCAAGUAAUGUUUAUUAUGUGUUUGAUGCAAUUCCUCACAUAGCUUGAAUAAGCCAAAAUUGAAUCUUUAGCUGAAACUUUAUGUUAGUUGUAAAUCGAUUUAAAUGCUUAAAUAAGUUUCCAAUUAUUAAUAAUAAAACAAAACUAUAAAGUUUGGUUCUGUUUGUGAUUCUCUAUUUUCUAAAUUAACAAAACCAAUCAGUGUAUUAUGUAUAGUUCUGGUUUGACUCUGAUUGUAUAGUUCUGUUGUUGUUUUUUUUUUCUUUUUUCAUGUGAAAAUAACAUUCAUGGAAGCAUCUAUCUCCUCUCGGUGGGCAUCCAUGACCAAAUCUGCAGAUGCUACUCAAACGCUGAACUUACAUUGAACUCACGCUGAAAUCACUGCACAUUCGUACAUAUACAUGCAUGUCGCAGAUAUACAGACUCUCCAAUGAGACUAGAGCUUAACAUUUCUAUAUCAGGAUCUGUGUAGAGCAUAUGACCCAAUUAGAUAUAAUAGAGAUUGAAAGAUUGAAAUUUACUUAACUAGCUGAAACUUGAUUCUUUUUUGGUUAAUUGUGGCUAAAUGCUUGGAUGAACUUUCUAAUUAUUAUCAUUUUUUGUCUGAAA
Molecule: messenger RNA, 3831 nt
Organism: Brassica napus (rape)
Lineage: Eukaryota; Viridiplantae; Streptophyta; Magnoliopsida; Brassicales; Brassicaceae
Product: kinesin-like protein KIN-5B
Exons: 4
Coding region: 867-1289 (140 amino acids)
Source: RefSeq, a predicted model, not a curated record